Molecule: messenger RNA, 648 nt
Organism: Amorphotheca resinae ATCC 22711
Lineage: Eukaryota; Fungi; Ascomycota; Leotiomycetes; Helotiales; Amorphothecaceae
Exons: 2
Coding region: 57-506 (149 amino acids)
Molecular function (GO): zinc ion binding; nucleic acid binding
Source: RefSeq, a predicted model, not a curated record
GCCGUAACUGCGGUAACGAUGGCCAUAUUGCAAAGGAGUGUCCCGAGCCGCGUAAGAUGAUCUGCCGUAACUGUGAUGGUGAAGGUCACAUCUCAAAGGAGUGCCCUAAGCCUCGUGAUUGUAGGUGUGAUCCUGUCCUACAGAGUUUAAAUGAAGCUAACAACCUCGCAGAUUCUCGUGUCCAGUGUCAAAACUGUAAGGAGAUGGGACACACCAAGAUUCGUUGCACAAAGCCUCCUGUCGAGGAUGGAGAUGCUGGUGAUGCCGGUGCUUCAUACGGUGCUGGCCCUUCAUAUGGUGGUGGCGGUUCUGUUCAGCCUGCUGCUCCAGACACUAAUGAAUUUGAUAAAUAUGCUGACCUUUUCACGAACUAUAGCGGUGGUGGUGGUGUUGAUGCUUCCGCUUCGGCUCCUGUUGCUGCCGGUGCUUGGGCAACCCAGGGCGAUGAUGCUCCAGCUCCUGCUGCUACUGGUGGUUGGAGUCACUCUGGUGGAGACAAUUGGUAAAUUGUCAUACACUUGCUUUGCCAUAACAUUCGUCCGACAGGGUCUUCAGAUUCGACGGCGUGUAUUGACAUGAAGCGUAUGGUUGAGAACUGGGGAUGCAUCAUGCUUUCAUGCACUUGAUAGCUAGAUACCUAGUAUUCAA